This is a messenger RNA of Octopus sinensis (East Asian common octopus), 2228 nucleotides long. RefSeq names its product melatonin receptor type 1B-like. The transcript is spliced from 3 exons. Lineage: Eukaryota; Metazoa; Mollusca; Cephalopoda; Octopoda; Octopodidae. Bases 618 to 1886 code for a protein of 422 amino acids. Gene Ontology annotation, molecular function: G protein-coupled receptor activity. The record is from RefSeq and is a predicted model, not a curated record. Gene Ontology annotation, cellular component: membrane. Gene Ontology annotation, biological process: G protein-coupled receptor signaling pathway.
UGUUAUUUGACACACAAAAUAUAAUUCUAGAAGACUCACAAAGAUAGGAGAUAUACAAUAUUCUGUAUGUGGGAUAAAAUAUUCGGAUGCAUAGAAAACGAAAUAUUAAAUUCAAGAUGGAUGCUCUUUGUUGGCUAUCGGUUUUCAUUGUUACGAAUCGAAAAGAAAGGAAAUGUCUUUGCUUUCUCCCUUCCAUAUCAUAUAACCUGUAUUCUUUCCCGAUUUUGUUCUUGACCAACGUACGUAAGACUGGUCAAUGAAAACAAAGAAAAUAAUGAAAUAAAAUAAGGACAAUUCGUUCCACUCCUUUGUGACGGAAAUAUAAAUUUUCUUCAGUUUCAAUGCACCAAUCUUAGAAUCUCCCAACCAUGCAUAAACAAUGGCACUGUUUAAUUUUUCGGUGUGACUUCUAGAACUUAACGAUAAUUUGUCUUCAUAAAAUCAACAUCAACGCGUCCGUCCGUCUGUGUUAUCGUUUAACUCACAUAAUUAUUAUACCGAAAUAUAUUUGGCUGAUUCAAACCACUCAAAGAACUUUGUGUUCUGCAAAGUCUGUUACUGGAGUUCAGUUUCCGUGCUGUGGCCUCAUAUCGAACUCCGUCUCCGUUCGUCUCACCAUGAUAUUCGAUUUACUUCAUGACCUGACCACAUCUAACAUGUCGUUCUUCACCCUAGACAUGACAUCAAAUUCUGUGGUCACAGUGUCUCCUCUCAACUCAACGGCACCUGUUAUAUACAGAACUCCUCUCCUGCAGACUAAACCAAUCUUAGCCAUAAUCUACCUCAUAAUAUUGCUUACCGUAUCCAGCUUCGGUAUGAUCACCAAUCCUAUCAGCUUCAUUAUUCAUUACAAGAACCAAAAGCUAAAUAAAGUCGGGCGAAUAUUUCUGAUGAACCUCUGUUUGGCCGACAUGUGCGUUAAUUAUGUCAGCCUGCCAGCCUGUGCUAUUGGUGUAAUCAAAGGCGAAGAGUUCUUUCGAAGGAGAUCAAUCUACUGUAAAUUCGUCAGUUCGCUUUGUUUCACGGCCUGUGUCUGCGCCAUCCUCAAUUUAUCCAUGGCAACUAUCAACAGGUAUAUUUUCGUUUGUCACAAUCAAAUGUGUGGGAAGGUGUUCAAUCGACGAAAUUCCCUAUCAACCAUCUUUUUGGUGUGGCUAGUUUCCUUCCUGUUGGAAUCGGGCAAUAUAUUCGGCUUGGGUGGUCACGAAUACGACUUUAAACAACAUGCGUGUGUUUGGAACAGGGUGGCCAACCACGCUUAUACUUUGUACAUAACGCUUGUACUUAUCAUGUCACCGCUUUUGUCAGUCGGUGUUCUCAACCUGUUGAUCCUACGAAAGAUACAGAAGACUAAAAUGGAUAUAUGUAAACUUAGCGAUAGCAACCAGAUCCGAGGAAAGAAAUCUUGGUUGGCUGAAACUCUCCGAACAUCCCGAACGAUUUUCCUUCUCUUUACGGUUUUUAUGUUUUGCUGGUGUCCAUAUGUGUUUGUUAUCGCAUGCGAUCCAAAGGAUGAACUACAGGAAGAAGUGUAUCUAUUCGUGGCCCUUCUGGUGCAUUCACAUUCCAGUUCAGGGUUCUUAGUGUACUGGAUCGGCAGCAAAGAGUUCGUUAAAGCAGUCAAGAGGCUGCUCAACAUAUCGUGCCAAGAAUCCAAAUCGAAUCAAAGAGUAAAAAUUUAUGGUAUAAAUAGUAACACUACCAACAGGAAUUUCGACAACCUCGUUUCAUUGCGACUAAGUAAGCAAACCAGCAGAACAUCAAUGACAAGCAAUGUGAACACGAGCUUCGACAUGAACAAUAAAACUCAUCAGCAGAGGGCGGCAAAUUUGGAGGAAGGGUUUAAUCGAUUUUAUCAACCCCAGAUAGAUGAAAGAGAAAGUUGACCUCGGCGCUAUUUGAAGUUAGAAUGUAAAGGGCAUUAACCAAACAACGCAAUGCCUUUUGGUCCACGUUCUACCGAUUCUGGCUGAAUUUUCAAAUGGUUUCUUUAUUUAAAAAAACAAUUUACCUCUCAGCCAACCGACCGACCAACCAACCAACCAGUCAAGCAACCAAGCAACCAAGCAGCCAAGCAACCAACCAAUCAACCAACCCACUGGUUGAUUGCGAAAGCUGCAUUGGUUACAAACGUAUACAUAUCAAUCAGAAACCUCAAUAUUGGGUUGGUGCAUAAUUAUUGCGGCUUUUUUCAACAACCUUUAUUCAAUAAAAACAAUAACAAUAUU